AUGUCGGCAAAAACUUUGUAUGUUUUGACAUUGAUUGUUCAUGAUGACCAGUCGCCAGAAGGUGUGGUCUCCACUGUGGAAACGUUUAUUACCGGUUCACUUCACGCAACUUUUGGCAAAGCUCAGCUUUCUCCACGAGCUUGGGAUUUCGAACUUGAACUAGAGGGUUAUGAAGAGGCACUCAAGUUGGUUAAGGAGCACUGCUUACACCAACCGUACGAUUUGAUCCUUCAGCCAAGCUUGACCAGAAGGGAUAAACAAUUGUUCAUUUUCGAUAUGGAUUCCACAUUGAUCUAUCAAGAGGUGAUUGAAUUAAUAGCAGCUUACGCGGGAAUCGAGGAUAAAGUCGCUGAAAUCACAACCAGAGCCAUGAAUGGCGAGAUCGACUUUAACGAAAGUUUGAAAGAACGUGUUGGGCUACUUCGUGGGAUAGAUUCAACAAGGAUAUGGAAAGAAUUGGAGGAAAAAAUCGAAAUCACCAAUGGAGUCAGACCAUUAAGCAAAGCAUUGAAGAAAUUGGGGUGCGUUUUGGGUGUAUGCUCUGGGGGCUUCAUACCAUUGGCAAACCAUAUCAAAAAUGAGUUGGGAUUAGAUUAUGCUUAUGCAAACACGUUAGGAGUUGACGAAAAUAACAUCUUGAAUGGAGAAACUAUUGGAGAUAUAGUGAAUGGUGAAAGAAAAGCUGAGCUCUUGCUAGAAAUAGCUAAAAAACAUGGGAUUGACCCCCAAAAUGCAGUUGCCAUUGGCGAUGGAGCAAAUGAUUUGAGAAUGAUGUCGGUUGCCGGCUUUGGAAUUGCUUGGAAUGCCAAACCAAAGGUGCAACUACAGGCCCCUGCCUGUUUAAACACAAAGUCUUUGCUUGAUGUGUUGUACAUUUUGGGCUACAGCGAUGUGGAUAUUAAAGACUUGUUACAAUAA
Lodderomyces theae is the source of this 918-nucleotide messenger RNA. RefSeq names its product phosphoserine phosphatase (gene SER2). NCBI's taxonomy places the organism in Eukaryota, Fungi, Ascomycota, Pichiomycetes, Serinales, Debaryomycetaceae. The record is from RefSeq and is a predicted model, not a curated record. Gene Ontology annotation, cellular component: cytoplasm. Gene Ontology annotation, molecular function: L-phosphoserine phosphatase activity; magnesium ion binding. The transcript has a single exon. Gene Ontology annotation, biological process: dephosphorylation; L-serine biosynthetic process. Bases 1 to 918 code for a protein of 305 amino acids.